Messenger RNA from Trypanosoma brucei brucei TREU927, 1512 nucleotides. Its product is annotated as variant surface glycoprotein. Lineage: Eukaryota; Euglenozoa; Kinetoplastea; Trypanosomatida; Trypanosomatidae. The coding region runs from base 1 to 1512 and encodes 503 amino acids. The transcript has a single exon. The record is from RefSeq and is a predicted model, not a curated record.
AUGAUAUCAUGGCUAGCGAGGACCGCAAUUUUUCUGAGGCUUACGGUGCCAGCGAUGCAUGCGGCCACAAACCCAGGUGAUAACGCCGCAGAGUUCAAGGCGCUUUGCGCAGUCAUAAAACUAGCGAAAAUACAGCCGAGUGACCUGCAGCCUGGGACCGAAGCCGAGAAAGCUCUCAAAGAAAUUGAAGUGUUAAACAUGUCGGUAGCUGACGAGAAGUGGCAAAAACAAUAUGGCGAUGGAACAGAAAAGUUUGCUUGGUCAACUUUCGAAUCAAAAUUAGGAGACACCGACCCCAAAAAACACUGGAAAGAGAACUGGCAAAACUGGCUUGACACAAAAAAAAGACUGGAAGCCGCAAAAAAAACUGACGAAUGGAAACACACCCACCCUGCGCCAGCAAGCUCCGAGGCAAGGCAAGUAGCAUCAAAGCAAAUAGCAGCUCUAACAGCGGCAGCGACCAAACUGUACCAAGAUUUCAAGACAAAAGCGGACAACCUGAACACAGCUGACAGAGAGGCAGUAACCUCGGAACUAGCCAAGGCGCUGCACGGAGCAGACAAGGUUACAGCGGAAGGCCAAGUCACACCGCACAAGACGCCCGACGGAGUACGAAGCGGCACCAGCUGCAACGCCGCAGCUAGCGGCCAGCGCCUGUUAACGGACCUCAUGUGCAUCUGUGCAGGACAAACACAACUGACAAGCAAAGCGUGCACCACGACACCACUCUCAACGGGGUGGACAGGCGGCUUUGGAAACGCUGCCACACAACAAGCGGAACUGGAGGCAAAGUGCGGCACAGGAUAUCCAGCAGAUCUAACAGCGGAAAAUAUAGAGAACGCUGUACAUGGCCUCGAAAUCUUGGUCGGGCGGCAUAGCGGCACCAACAACAAGGGCGGCUACCUCGGCAAAGACGCAGGCGCAAAUUGCGAUGGCACUGACGGCAACAUCUGCGCCGACUAUACCAACUACUUCAAAGAUGCGGCAAACACAGCCGACGCAGAACUACCGUGGGCGAAACACACGCGACUAGCAGCAACCGCCUUGAUAAACAGGGCUAAAAACUUCAGGGCGGCCGAAGGGCUAGCGGAGCGCAUUGAAACGAUAAAAAUACAGACAGAAUCCACUUUCCAACUAACGCAGUUCACAUUUCCGACGCAAAAAGCGGAGGCGGCAGAAGAAGAGCUCACCACAAGCAAAAAUAAAGACUGCAAUAAUCACAAAACAAACUCAACCUGCACAGAAAAUAAAUGCAAAUGGGAAGGAACAAGUGAAACAGUUGGGGAAUGCAAACCUAAAGAUGGGGAGAAUAAGACAAACGCAGCAGGGACAGAAGGAGCUGCAGGAGCAACAAACUCCGAAGCCAAAAAGUGCUCUGAAAAGAAAAAGCAAGAAGACUGCAAAGAUGGCUGUAAGUGGGAGGGAACAGAGUGCAAAGAUUCCUCUAUUCUAGAAAACAAACAAUUUGCCCUGAGUAUGGUUUCUUCUGCAUUUGUUUCCUUGAUUUUCUGA